AUGGAUUCAAUAGGUUCAUCUUCUGAUCCAAAUCCAUUUGGCGUUUUCGACACGCCGGAGAUUCCAUCCUCAAAGGGACAUUCUGAUGAAGAGGUAAUUCUAGCAUCGAGUCGGCCAAAGAAACGUGCCGGGAGGAAGAAGUUCAAGGAAACGCGCCACCCGGUUUAUCGAGGCAUUAGGCGGAGGAAUUCAAACAAAUGGGUAUGCGAGUUACGCGAACCGAGCACUCAAAAACGGAUAUGGCUAGGAACUUAUCCUACAGCAGAAAUGGCCGCACGUGCUCACGAUGUGGCUGCAUUGGCAUUCAGAGGUCAGUUGGCAUGCCUGAAUUUCGCUGACUCUGUUCAGCGUUUGCCCGUGCCAGUGUCCAAGGAUGUUAAGGAUAUUCAGAAGGCGGCGUUAGAGGCAGCAGAACUGUUUAGGCCGCCGGAGGAGGGUGGUGGGACAAUAUUGCAAGAAAAUGUGAUGGAUUCUACGGGGGUUUCUGGUGGCAAUUCGACAACACUGGACACAACGAAAACAUUAUCAGACUGUGAUGUUUCUUACAUGAAUGAGGAUUCAGUGACUAACAUGGGAGGGGUUUUGAUGUCACCACCACCUAGUUUAGACCACAGUUUAAGCUGGGAUGACAUGGAAAGUGACGCUGAGAUGGAGCUUUGGAGCUAUUCUAUUUGA
This is a messenger RNA of Fraxinus pennsylvanica, 675 nucleotides long. The record is from the annotation of a GenBank genome assembly. Lineage: Eukaryota; Viridiplantae; Streptophyta; Magnoliopsida; Lamiales; Oleaceae.